This is a messenger RNA of Lodderomyces elongisporus, 3618 nucleotides long. RefSeq names its product Slk19p (gene SLK19). The record is from RefSeq and is a predicted model, not a curated record. Lineage: Eukaryota; Fungi; Ascomycota; Pichiomycetes; Serinales; Debaryomycetaceae. Bases 1 to 3618 code for a protein of 1205 amino acids. The transcript has a single exon.
AUGUCUGAUACGUCGAUUGAGACAAAACCUUCCAAACAGCAGCCCCAGAGCAGGUUGAAGCAAUUGACUUCUGGCUCGAGCUGGGUGUCUCCCUUUAGGGGCCAACCAGACGACGAACAAAACAGCUCGAAAAAGAAGACCAAUUUGCACAAGCAAUUGAGAGAGGACAACAAAUUAGACCAUAUUAGAGUCCCUGCCAAGUUUGCACACCAUCCAACAUUGGAGGCAGAAGCAAAGAAGAAUAAGAAACAGCAACAAUCUACUGCAAAGAAAACCACUCCAAAAACAACCACUACCAAGACUGCCGAAAAAAAACCAGCAGCUAAAGAAGUGAAAGCUACCGACGAAACCAAAGAAUCCGCAGAUGCUGUAGAAAAGAAACUCGACGACGAGUCUAAACAGUUGAAGAUAACCGAUGGUGAUGCCGAAAAUGUAACCGGUACAACUGAGACCAAUAAUACUGACACUACAAAAGACGUUAUAGAUGCUGAAGAUGCUGAAGAUGAAAGCAAGGAUGUCGAAGAACCAUUACAGGGCGAAGCAGCACUCAUCAAAGAUACAGAAGCCAACAACGAAACCAACAACGAAACCAGCAACGAAACCAGUGCCGUGAAACAGGCUGAAGCCGCAGCCGAAGAACACCACGAGAAGUUUGAAAAAGACAUUGAAGAAGCAAAAGACGAAAUCAAAAAAACCGAAGAAGCCAAACAGGAAGUCUUGCAAGGAGAUGACGAUAUCGAAAAGUUGGCAAAACAAGACUCUCAGGAAAUAGCUGCACCACCACAGACCAAGUAUGAACCUGUAGAAGCCCCAAACAAGGCAACAGUAGAGAAACUCAAGGAUAAGCCUGUUCUUUUGAAACACUACCAAGAACUUAACGCCGUUGCCUUGGGGUCACUUGCACACGACAUUGAUGACCCUAAAAAGGUUAUUGAGUUGGGCUCUGGUUUGAGAAUGACCCAAGAACAAUUGAUGGAAAUGGCAGCAAAGAGAGUUGCGCCCGUCAUCACCUCUAUCAACAGUGAAGUUUCGAAAACAAGACAAGAAGACGAGAUCAAGAGACAACAGCAAUUGGACCAAAAAGUCAAGAAACACGAGGGCAAGUUGAAAGGCGAGUUUGACAAGUACUUGGGCAAACUCAACAAGAAGAAGGAAGCUUUUAACCAAGAAAUUGAAAAGAAGUUGGCCAACAUUGAAAACUUGAAAAAGACCUCGAUCAAGACCGCUGAGGAUUUCGACAAAAAGACCAAAAAGGAGAUUGCUACUGCAAAGAAGGAGUUUACAGAACGUGAAGAAAAAGCAGUUACCCAACAUGGCACCGAUAAGGAAACCCUUGAAAAGAACCACGAGGAACUCCUUGCUACCAAAAAGCAAGAACUCGAGGAUGCAAAGACAGGCCAAGACAAGGCUACCGAGGAAAUCGAGGCUCUUCAAGAAAAGAAAACCAAGUUGGACAAUAGCAACACAGAGUUGGCUGAUGAGAUUGAAAAACUUUCUGCUAUUGUUAAUGAAAAGAAUGUCAAAUUGGACGACUUGGUUUCCCAAUACGAGACUCACGAGAAAGCCAUUGACUCAAACUUGAAUCAAACCAAGGACUUGAACGACAAAAUUGAUGUUAUCAACAAGGACUUGGAUGAGAAAAAGUCAACUCAUAAAGGGUUGACUGCGGAAGUUGCAGCUUUGGGUGCAGCUAUUGGUGCUUACACUGCUAAAUUAUCCGACUUGGACUCUGACAAGCAAGACAGAACCAAGAGGUUGGCAGACGCUAAGGAAAAGAUGACAACUUGGCAAGCAGACAAGGAUAAGUUGGCUGAGGAGGCUGCAAGAGAGCACGAGCGUCAAAGAGUACAAGCUACCCAGGAGUACGAGACAAGAAAGCACCAAGAGGAAUUGGAGAGACAAAGACAAAAAGAAGAAGAAGAGAGACUUGCAAAAGAAGAAGAGGAGAGACAAGCUAAAUUGAAGGCAGAAGAGGAAAAGAGACAAGCCGAGGAAGAAGAAAGACAAGCCAAGUUGAGAGCUGAAGAAGAGGAACGCAAGAGACAAGAAGAGCUCAAGGCCAAAGAGUUGAAAGAGAAGGAAAAGAAAAGCGCGUCAGUGACUGCAGCUAUCAAAGAAAAAGAAGCAACUCAAAAAGACCUUGAGAAAGAACGUAACCAACAUGAUGCACUUUUCCAAAAAGGAUCAUACGAAGGUGAGGAGACAAACUACCAAGCUGCACAAAAGAAUAGAUUGAGAGAUGAGAUUACCAAUUUGCAGAAAAUCAAGGACUUGAGAGAAGAGAGAGCCACAUACACUGGAGAAGACCCUAAAUCUUCAGAACUCGAUACAUUGAUUGACGAGAGGAAAAAGGCGAUUGAGAAGUUAAACACCAAGCAAGCUGAAACUAAAUCGACCCCGAAAGUUUCCAAGAGCGCUGAAGCUCCAGUUGGAGCAAGCAUUGUGGGAGCUGGAGCUGUAGGUGCAGGUGCUAUUGGAGCCGGUGCAGUGGGAGCUGGUGGUAGUGGCAAUGCCAAUGUAGCCAAUGCAUCAUCUGGUUUCAACCUGGCAUCUGUUCCUCAAAUUCCUACUGCUCACUCGGAAACAGCUAAGGACUACAACCAAAAAGAGAUCAAGUCAAACUAUGCUGACCCAAAAGCUUCAAUCCCAGAGUUUCCACAGCAAAAAGAUAAAAGCAACAACACCAACAACACCAACACCACUACUACUGGAGGUAAUGUUGCAGCAUUAGAAGCUCCGGUAUCUAAGGAUAUUACCAACGAGUACAACCCUAAAGCGCAAGAAUCCAACUAUUCUGACCCAAAAGCUUCCAUUCCAGAAUUUAAGCAGGGUAACAAUAAGAGCAACAACACGACCACCACUACCACCACCAACGUUGCUGCUUUGGAAGCUCCAGUAUCAAAAGACAUUGCCGACAACUACAAUUCCAAGGCUAUCAAUUCCAACUACGCUGACCCAAAAGCAUCUAUUCCAACCUAUGAGGAAUCAGAAAACGUCAAUGACAAAAACAGCGGUAAAAGCGGUAGUGGUGCCAAGACCGCUAUUGGCGCUCUCACAGGAGGUGCAAUUGGAGCUGGUGCAGCCAGUGCAGCCAGUGGUAGUAACUCUGCCCAACAGCAAUCAGAGCCUCACAAGUCCAAUAGUUUGACCGAUAGAUUCAAGAAUUGGGGACGUAGACGUUCAUCAAAGGACAGCUCUUCUUCAUCCACCAACAAGGAUGUUGAAAAAGCCGGAAAAGCCGGAAAAGCUGGAAAAGCUGAACAAACCGAAAAGAAUAAGAAUGCAGGAAUAGUCUCUUCUUCCGCAGCUUCUAAGAAUGCUGAGAAAACUCCAGCUACUGCUGCUAUUGUUCCAAAAGGUGACCAGACUGUAGGAGGUGUCAACGCCAGAGAUGUUGAAAGCAGUUCCCAACAACCACCACAAAGCAAGGAGGCACAAAAAGCGCCAUCUAUCCGUGAUGACUCUUCCUACGAAGUCCAAUCUGUUUACGAGGUUGUUACAGAAGCCGAGUAUGAAGCACACAAGAACAAUCCAGACUAUUUGGAAGUGAGUGAAGAGGAGUACAGAAGACACAAGCAAUUGGAGAAGCAAGUGAACCUCGUUGAAAAGUUGUCUUAA